Molecule: messenger RNA, 1034 nt
Organism: Eimeria tenella
Lineage: Eukaryota; Apicomplexa; Conoidasida; Eucoccidiorida; Eimeriidae
Exons: 3
Source: RefSeq, a predicted model, not a curated record
GGGGCCCCCCGGGGGCCCCUGGAGGGGACCCUAUUGAAGCAGCUUUCUUCUGUCGGGUUGUGCUUCUGCACACGGGGGCCCCCGACUGCUGCUGGGAGGCCCCUGCGGAGGCUGAGGGAGCAGCAGAAGCAGCAGCAGCAGCAGCAGCAGCAGCAGAAGGCACGCCGCUGCUGCUGCAGCAGCAGGACGGGCUGGACUUGGACUGGAAGCCGCAGCAGCAAAAGGGCCCCUCUGCAGUCUUCUCGGGGCGCUUAAGCAGCAGAAGCAAACAAGACACUGCAGCAGGGGGGCCCCCCGGAGAGAAGGGGCCCCACACCUCUUUGCUGCUGCAGCAGCAAAAGCAGCAGGCGCUGCUGCAGCAAGCCCUUCAAGAGGGGGGCCCCGGGGUGACUUUGGGGGAACUUUCAGAGGCAGUGAGAGCUGCCCUGGGGCUGAGGGACCCCAGCCAUGCGCAGCAGCAGCAGCAGCAGCGGCAGCAGCAGCAGCAGCAGCAUCAAAUAGAGCGCACCCAGACCCUGCUGAGGUGGGCCCUCAAAGUGCUGCAGCAGCUACACCAAGAAGAGGGGGCCCUAGAGGAUCUCCUUUUGCUGCUGCAGCAGGACAGCCCCUGUUUGCUGCAGGGGCCUCUGCAGCAGGACUCAGAAGCUGCAGCAGCUGAUACGUUUUCAGUAGAGACAGGAGCGCAGCUUUCUUCUGCUGCUGGCAGCAGCCUAAUGGGGGUCCCCCUAGGGGGGCCCCCCAAUGGGGCCCCCCUGCUGCCUGCAGCAGAGGCUGCCAGCGUGGGGCCCCCCGUGGCAGCAGCUGGGGGUCCCGUGGAGCCCCCACGGGGGCCCCCUAUUGAAAGGGGGCCCCCAGGGGCCCCCGGGGCCCCCGACCUGUGCAGCACAAGUUCUUCAAUGGCAGCAUCUUCAGUAUCUUCGGAAUCUGAUGAAGAGAGCAGCACUGCAGAAGGGGGCCCCCUGUACCCUGUUUUGGGGGCCCCCGGGGCCCCUGGGGGCCCCCCCGGCCUGAGGAAGAAGAGAGGCCCCAAGUGA